Molecule: messenger RNA, 1734 nt
Organism: Pseudogymnoascus verrucosus
Lineage: Eukaryota; Fungi; Ascomycota; Leotiomycetes; Thelebolales; Thelebolaceae
Exons: 2
Coding region: 744-1577 (277 amino acids)
Biological process (GO): regulation of transcription by RNA polymerase II
Molecular function (GO): DNA-binding transcription activator activity, RNA polymerase II-specific
Source: RefSeq, a predicted model, not a curated record
GUGACAAAAACAAACCUUUUAAUCUACCAUUUAAAACCUCGAUCUCAGGGGUGUUGGGCACGUUAUCGAAGAAUCUGAUGUGAGAAUAGCCUAGGUACCAUCCGCUAUCAUUGUGGUUUGCGAGUACACCCCAACUAUCCCAGAAGCACAUCGCACCCUGGCGCGUCAACCUAAUAUCGCUCCUCACUCGCACAUUCGCAUAUAUCUUCCCACAUGGAUGUCACAAUGCAUGAAAGUCCGUCGCUGGCUACAAUUACCCAAUGCUCGAGGCGAUCCCACCGCAAAACGAGGACAGGCUGCAUGAUUUGCAAGGCUAGGAAAAUUAAGUGUGAUGAAACGAAACCGCAUUGCAACAACUGCUUAAAGCGCUCCGUGCAAUGCGAGUAUCCGACUCUGCCACCAACAUCGUCCGAUAAAAUUCUGUUGUCGGCAAGUGAUGAGCAGGUAGCAAACAGCCCCGAAUCGGCCUACGGCGACUCCCAGCUCAGCCUAGAUCUUGUUAACAUGGAGUAAGGAUAAUGGCAUCUCAAAAAUCAUUGUUCUUCCAUCUCUGAAAUGUUUAUCUUCCUCUAUGUACUCUGAAAAUAACUCAAGACAGUCUCUUAUUUACCCAAUCAGUUCACCUCUAAACAGUGGUUAAAUAUUAAGCGCUAACUCCUUAAUCUUCUAGACUCCUACACCACUACACUACAUCCACUUAUCAUACCCUAAGAAGAGAUCCCGUGCAGAGGACGUUGUGGCAGAUGACUGUUUGCGAAAUAGGCUUUUCCAAUGAGUUCGUCCUACGUGGUAUCCUAGCAAUUGCGGCGCUUCAUCUGGCUAGCCUACGACCUAGCCGGAAGGACUUUUAUAUUUCAAGGGGUAUCAUGCACCAUGAAUUAGGCCUGCGCAGGGCGACUAGCUUGCUCCCAUACAUGGACAAAGAAAACUGCACCCCGUUAUGUAUCUUCGCUGCCCUUGCUGGCAUCUUCGCUAUGGCUCGUCCUCGGACACAAGAAGAUUUUCUUCUUGUAAACGACAAAGGCCUCGCUAACUGGAUGGUAUUAAUGAGAGGCAUGAGUUCUAUCAUCGGCUCAGCAACCCCAACGCUGUUCUCAGGGCCUCUCGGGCCGAUGUUUCAAAAUGGACAUAGGCGAUUCCUGUUGCGAUCUCCAGAGCCGCCCAUGGACAGUUCGGUGCAUGGGGAAGAAGUGAAACUGCUGCAACAGCGUAUUCUCAGUUCAUGCGUGGACCCCAGGCUUAUAGAGGCGUAUAUCGGGGCCUUGACUGAACUGCACAUGUCACUCAAUGUUCUUUAUACCUACGCCGAGACGUAUGAAGCAAGUGACGCUUUUAUUUGGGUUUUUAGAACUCCGGAAGCAUAUUUUGUCUUACUUAAAAACCAGGAUCCAGGAGCUUUGUGUAUUUUUGCAUUCUUUUGUGUCCUUUUACACCAGCUUGGUGCGCACUGGUGGGCUAAGGGCUGGAGCACUCAUCUCAUGGAUCAAAUCUAUCGCCUGCUCGAUGACGAGCACCGCUAUUGGGUGCAGUGGCCGAUUAAACAAAUAGAAGGAAUGCGGAUUCCAGAGGCUUUGUAAUAGUUAACGGGGAGGGAUGCAAGGCGCGGUUAUCGAAAGCGUGGUUCUGCAUGUGCCACUACGGAUUUUCAGGUGCGCCGAGGAGUGGAGCCAUGUAGUGGUGUGGGGUACUGGACAACGUUUCAGAGUAGCGCGCGCCGAUAAGAAUAAAGAGAAG